Lethenteron reissneri (Far Eastern brook lamprey) is the source of this 993-nucleotide messenger RNA. Its product is annotated as aryl hydrocarbon receptor-like. The record is from RefSeq and is a predicted model, not a curated record. NCBI's taxonomy places the organism in Eukaryota, Metazoa, Chordata, Hyperoartia, Petromyzontiformes, Petromyzontidae. Gene Ontology annotation, biological process: regulation of transcription by RNA polymerase II; xenobiotic metabolic process; response to xenobiotic stimulus. Gene Ontology annotation, cellular component: aryl hydrocarbon receptor complex; nucleus. Gene Ontology annotation, molecular function: transcription cis-regulatory region binding; nuclear receptor activity; protein dimerization activity.
GUGAUGAGCUGCUAAUUGUGAGACGCGAGCGUAGAAUGUCGAAGUGAUUAAUCGUCGUCGUCGUCCUAAGAAUGCCCCAACAACGUCUGUGACAGGGCGAUGUCGAUUUGUGUUUUUUUGUUGAGAUCAUUUCGCGACAAAGUGAAUAUCAAGGAACCACAAUUGAGGAUCCGUUCGGAUGAUUUAAAUUCACUGAAUAUAAACACAACACGUUGCGAUGUUGUUUUAGGAGCUACUCUGUAAUCACACGCAAGGCGACACGUGCAGAGCGUUGUUACAUCACGUGAUCAUCAAUCUCCUACGUCUGCACGACAUGUUAAACACGUGUCAGUCUCGCUGUGUUUACGAGUUAAACAUAUUCACAGCUUAGUUCAGCUACAGCAAACGCACGAACACGUUGCUUAGAUUACACACAUCCAAGAUUCUACAGAGCAGCAGAGCCCAUCCGAGUUCAGCAUGUUCAGCUCCAGCCUCUACGCCGCCAGGAAGCGCAGACGGCCGACAAUGAAGAGAUGCUCCCCGAGCGUUGCGCAGCCUUCGCUCUGCGAGGGGCUGAAGAGCAACCCCUCCAAGCGGCACCGCGAGCGGCUCAACGCGGAGCUGGAGAAGCUAGCGCAGCUGCUGCCCUUCCCGGACGAGGUGCGCGCCAAGCUGGACAAGCUCUCCAUCCUGCGCCUCUGCGUCAGCUACAUUCGGGCCAAGAGCUUCUUGAGCGCCUCGCACCUCACCCCGACCGAGUGGAGUCCGGGAGCCGAAGCAGCAGCGACGGCGUCUGCCCUGCCGCUGGGGAGCAUCGCAGAGGGCGAGGUGAUGUUACAGAGCAUCGUCAUGAGCACCGAUGUUGAAGUGGACAUCGGACGCCCGCCCUGGGAGCCGCACGGCGGUGCAGGCUGCAGCCUCGGUGGAGAAUCGCAGAUUCUCACGGGGGGGGCGGGGGGGGGGCCUGAGCGCCCGCUGGGUCAGCCCAUCGGCCGCGAUGCUGGCGACUCUUGA